Molecule: messenger RNA, 1055 nt
Organism: Contarinia nasturtii (swede midge)
Lineage: Eukaryota; Metazoa; Arthropoda; Insecta; Diptera; Cecidomyiidae
Product: prenylated Rab acceptor protein 1
Exons: 4
Coding region: 248-826 (192 amino acids)
Cellular component (GO): Golgi apparatus
Source: RefSeq, a predicted model, not a curated record
ACAUUAUUCCGUGUAUAAGGCACGCAAAGCAACGUAUCGUUUAUUUGGUGAAUCUCUUUAUUGAGUUUAAUGACAGCUAAACAUAUCACAAUUCAUUCGAUAUAAACAAAUAGACGUAACAUUUCUACCAUUUUUUCUCAUUAUUUGUGUUGUUGUUUGCGAGAAAUUUAAGUGCCUGAAAAAUUAACUAAAAAAAAGAAAAAAAUUGUCUACGUAUUAAUUGCGCAAAUAAAAUCCAAAUAGAAAAAUGUCUGUAAAUGUUGAUAUGCCAGAUGUGAGCGGAAACAUGUCCGAAGCACCACAACCACAAAAAUUUCGCUUUUCCACAUUGACAACAAAGAUACCACGUUUCAAUGAAGUCUGGACAUUUGUACGGCAAAACAUGCGACCAUGGUCGGAAUUCUUCAAUUUCAACAAUUUCAAAACAGUGGCCAAUUUCCAACGUUUGUCGAGUCGUUUCUUACGAAAUUGCAACUAUUUCCUGAUCAACUAUUUAGUCGUUAGCUUUGUACUGGUUUUAUACUGUUUAAUUACGUCACCAUUGAUUUUGCUCGUUAUUAUCGGGCUGAUGUAUGCCAGCUAUCGCAUUCGACAAAUUGAGGGGCCAGUUCUUCUUUUCGGAAAACUCUUUUCUAUCAAUCAAUUGUGCAUCGCGUUGAAUAUUGCCGGAAUACCAAUUUUGUACUUGUUCGGCGCUGGAAAUAUUAUGUUCUGGGUCGUCGGUGCCUCUACAUUGGUUGUUGCUUUGCAUGCAACAUUCUAUAACAUUGAUGCAGUCGUAACCGAAGAACUUGACGCAUUCCUAGCUGAUUCGGAAACCGUUUAAGUAUCGUCGAAUUUUUUUAAUUUAUUGGUGCUAAAUUAUACCACCCCCUUCUUUUAUUGAUAUUGUUAUUAUCAGUUCUGCUUGAUAAACACAUAAUUUCAUAUGAUUCAAAUCAAGGAAAUUCGGUUGAACACCAUUGAUUGUUUACAAACCUCUAUAGUUUUAGUCAUUUUUUGGAGGCAUUCUUAUGAUUUAAUUUUCAAUCUAAAUUGAAUAGUUAUAAAAUGAA